AUGGCAGCUACCUCAAAAUUUUGGGCUCGUGAGAGCUUUGACAAAUUGGCACCGCAUCAUACCUCUAUCCAAGCUCUGUGGGAAGGCAAAUGGAGAGCUCCAUGUGCAAUGGGAAUAUACCCAUUUCCAGAUGGCGACAUCCAGGACUUUGACCAAGUAUUCAAGAAACUUAUUGAGAUGAACAUGAGAGAGCCAUAUGACCCAGAUACCUACGCUGCCGCUUUCUUUCCUGUCGCCGAACAGCUCGAAGCAGCGGCAUCUGCGGCUGAAGCUAAGCAGGAGUCAGUACUGGCUUCGAGCCUCUAUCUGCGUGCGGUCGCUCUAUACCGAAUUUCCCGUUUCCCCGUCAUCCGAUCGGCCAAAACAUUUGAAGCUUGGGAGCGAGGAAAGGCAGCCUAUUCCAAAGGCGGGAAGUACUUGACACCCCCAAACGAGGAAUUUUCAAUUCCUCACACUCAUGCCUCAGCAUCCGACGGGAACACAAUCCAAGCUUACGUGCGCAUCCCAGAGCAUGCCUCCAAAUCAUCCCCUGUUCCUGUCGUGCUAUUUGUGUGUGGCCUUGAUGCUUAUCGCACUGAUUUCACAAGUCGAAUUGAUGAACAUAUUCGCCGAGGAUUCGCCGUUGUGAGUGUUGAGAUUCCGGGAACAGGGGACUCGCCUGCUUCAAAGCAGGACCCUCUCAGUCCCGACAGGCAGUGGCCAAGUGUUUUGGACUGGAUCGACUCGCAGGAUGUGUUUGACCCAAAGAAAUUAUGCGCUCGGUCCAUGAGCACCGGAGGAUACUACGGCAUGCGUAUGGCGCAUACUCACGCCGAUCGCUUGUUGGCGGUUGUUAGCCAGGGCGGUGGUUGUCAUCGGAUGUUUGACAAGGACUGGAUUAAGGCACAAGACAAAAUGGAAUAUCCAUAUGCCCUCGCGGAAGCUCUGGCGCACAAGUUCGGCUACGAUUCAGUGGAAGCAUACAGUGAAGAUUCUCAGAGAAGAUUCUCACUUCUAGAGAGUGGUAUUUUUGACAACCCAUGUUGUCGACUAUUUCUUAUCAAUGGCACGAAAGAUGAGAUCUUUCCGAUCGAAGACUCAAUGAUUCCAUUCCAGCACGGGCGAGUCAAAGAUGUCAGAUUUAUCGAGGGUGCAUAUCAUAUCGGCAACCCAGGUGCUGAGAGCUACGUGUACGACUGGCUUGAUCUGUUUAAGUAG
This is a messenger RNA of Penicillium manginii, 1197 nucleotides long. RefSeq names its product alpha/beta hydrolase family protein. Lineage: Eukaryota; Fungi; Ascomycota; Eurotiomycetes; Eurotiales; Aspergillaceae. The record is from RefSeq and is a predicted model, not a curated record. Bases 1 to 1197 code for a protein of 398 amino acids. The transcript is spliced from 7 exons.